Messenger RNA from Argentina anserina (silverweed cinquefoil), 1182 nucleotides. RefSeq lists its product as uncharacterized. The coding region runs from base 171 to 818 and encodes 215 amino acids. The record is from RefSeq and is a predicted model, not a curated record. The transcript has 6 exons. NCBI's taxonomy places the organism in Eukaryota, Viridiplantae, Streptophyta, Magnoliopsida, Rosales, Rosaceae.
ACCACACAAUAAUUCGUAGUAAUAAAAAUGGAAAAGAAACCGCGUUCCCAAAAUCCCAAUUGGAAAGCUUGAAGGCGGAACGAAGCCCUAGCUCCUCACAGGCGCUCUCUCUCUCUCUCUGUGGUUGCAUCGGUGGUUUCCAAGGCCCCAAAGCCAGCAACAAGAAGAAGAUGGUGUUCUACUUCAAAGCCCGCCCUGAGGUCGGCGACUUCACCAUCUUCAUGGGCCUCGACAAGUACGAGAACGAGGAGCUCAUCAAAUACGGCUUCCCCGAAGACAUCUGGUUCCAUGUGGAUAAAAUGUCGUCGGCGCAUGUUUAUGUGAGACUGCACAAAGGACAGACCAUUGAUGAUAUCAGUGAAGGUUUACUGGAGGAUUGCGUGCAGCUUGUCAAAGCAAAUUCCAUCCAAGGAAACAAGGUGAACAAUAUUGAUGUGGUUUACACUCCUUGGUCCAAUUUGAAGAAGACUGCAUCCAUGGAUGUUGGCCAAGUUGGUUUCUACAGUUCGAAGAAUGUUCGAACUGUGAAAGUGGAGAAAAGGGUUAAUGAGAUUGUUAAUAGACUGAACAAGACUAAAGUGGAAAGGAAACCCGACUUAAAAGCUGAGCGAGAAGCAGUUAACUCUGCAGAAAGAGAUGAGAGAAAGCGGUUUUUGAGAGAGAAGAAACGGCGUGAGGAGUUGGAAAGGCUUGAAAAGGAGAAACAAGCAGAGCUGAGGAGCUACAAAGGCUUGAUGGUUCAUGAAAAUAUGACAUCCAACAAACAAAUUGCAUCUGCAAACAAGUCACUGCAGGAGCUGGAAGAGGACUUUAUGUAAGCAUCAUGUUGUUUGUGUGUUGGGCAAGAGGUUGCUACCUGCCGCCGCCCUUGGAGAAGAAUACAGUUUGUCAUUGUGUUCGUGAGUUGGUCCUCACAGCUACUCCCCUUAUUGAGUAAUAUAUGUCAUAAACAUUUUAUUUCUAUUGGUAUUGAUAAGAGAAAAAAAAGAUGCAAAAACCAAGGGAGAAAAAAAUUUAAUUAUGGGUUAGGGUCUGUUGGGGCAAAAUCUCUUUCUUGUCACCACCGCGUGUUGUAUGUGAAUCAUGUUGAUGAUACACAAGUAAACAUCACCCUGGAUAUUGGGAGAUACAUUUGUUGUUCUGUCGUCAAAUUCACUUGCAAAAGGAUUUGAUUAUGUUUUA